GCGGCGCCGGGGCCACCGCGGAAAGUUAACUAGCCCGACGCGCCGGGGCCCGCGCGGGACGCUCUCGGCCAUGGGCGAGCACCCCAGCCCGGCCCCCGCCGUGGCCGCCUGUGCCGAGGCGGAGCGCAUCGAGGAGCUGGAGCCCGAGCCCGAGCCUGAGGAGCCGCUGCCCAUGGCCCCCGAGGACCACUGGAAAGUCCUGUUUGAUCAGUUCGACCCUGGGAACACCGGCUACAUCAGCACAGGCAAGUUCCGGAGCCUCCUAGAAAGCCACGGGUCCGAGCUGGACCCACAUAAGAGGGAGGUGCUCCUAGCUCUUGCCGACAGCCAUUCGGAUGGACACAUCUGCUACCAGGAUUUCGUCAACCUGAUGAGCAACAAACGGUCCAACAGCUUUCGCCAGGCCAUCCUACAAGGUAACCGGCGGCUGUGCAGCAAGGCAUUGCUGGAGGAAAAAGGACUGAGUCUCUCCCAGCGGCUGAUCCGCCAUGUUGCCUAUGAGACCCUACCUCGUGAAAUUGAUCGCAAGUGGUACUAUGACAGCUACACCUGCUGCCCCCCGCCCUGGUUUAUGAUCGCCAUCACUCUCCUGGAGAUCGCCUUUUUUCUCUACAACGGGGUGGCCUUGGAUCAGUUUGUGCUGCAGGUCACCCACCCCCACUACCUGAAGAAUGCUUUAGUUUAUCACCCCCAGCUCCGAGCCCAGGCCUGGCGCUAUCUGACCUACAUCUUCAUGCAUGCAGGGAUAGAACACCUAGGGCUCAACGUGGUCCUGCAGCUCCUGGUGGGUGUCCCCUUGGAGAUGGUGCACGGAGCUGCCCGCAUUGGCUUUGUGUAUGUGGCCGGCGUUGUGGCAGGUUCUUUGGCAGUGUCUGUGGCUGACAUGACAGCCCCGGUCGUUGGCUCCUCCGGAGGGGUCUAUGCACUUGUCUCCGCCCACCUGGCCAACAUUGUGAUGAACUGGUCAGGAAUGGAGUGUCAGUUCAAGCUUCUGAGGAUGGCCGUGGCCUUAAUUUGUAUGAGCAUGGAGUUUGGCAGGGCCGUCUGGCUGCGCUUCCACCCAUCGGCAUACCCCCCGUGCCCACAUCCUAGCUUCGUGGCGCACCUGGGCGGUGUGGCGGUGGGCAUCACGCUGGGAGUGGUGGUCCUGAGGAACUAUGAGCAGAGGCUCCAGGACCAGUCCCUGUGGUGGAUCUUCGUGGCCAUGUAUGCAGUCUUUGUGUUGUUUGCAGUCUUCUGGAAUGUCUUUGCCUACGGCUUAUUGGACCUCCGGCUGCCCCCUCCUCCGUGAAGAGCCCCCUUAGGUGGAGGCAGAGAAGCUGAUGGAGAUCAAAUUCUGGAGCAUUUUACUUUCCAUUUAUUUUUCAUUGACAGCUUGGUUUAGAGAGGGAAGGAAGAAAUGAGAUGGCUAGCCGAAGACAUUCACUCAAAGGCCAUUAUGAAGAAAGUUAGGUCUUUCCAGAACAAGCCUGGGGGUGGGCAUUCUGGGUGCUACCGGGUGGCCUGGGCUUGUUCCAGGUUAAUUCACGCCCUCCCUAACUUAAAACUGAGCAAUGCCCCCCUCUCCACCAAAGUGGGACCAGGAAUGAUGAGCAGGAGUCUAGCUCUUGAAAUGACAUAGCUGGCUCAGUGCCUAGUGCUGCUAAAACCUGGAGGGGACAGCAAGAGAAGGACAUUUCCUCUGUAAAGCAGCUGGACCAGAGGCGAAAGAAGAGUCAGUAUGAGAGGUCUUCCGCCUUCCUACAGUGGACUUGCAGUCAGGAAGACCUGGAUUCUAACUCUGCCUUGCAUAUAUAUUGUGUGACCCUGAGCAUUUAUUUUCCUUGGUCCUCAGUUUUCUGUCCUGUAAAAUGAGGGCAUUGGACUCCGUGGAUUUCAAGGUCCCUUCUAGCUCUAAUUCUAUGCUCCUAUAAUCUUGUGGGUAUAAUUGGCAAAGGUGAGAUUCAACAGUCAAAGUGGGAGGGUAGCCUCUUAUGAGAUGAUGUGGGUGUUAUUUUCCUCCAAAGUUUCAAUUCAGGAGAAGGGAGGAAGGAGAGAGACCUAGCCCAGGAUGAGUUGGAGUGUCAGCUCAGCCUUCCCUUCCCCCACUGAUGAGCCUGUUCCUGUCCCAAGAUAAACCUAGACUAGGAAGUAAAUUCAGGGUACCUUGGAUGCUGCUUGGUACCAAUCCUUCCAAGACACAAUCUUAUACUCUGCUCUGGUCACACUCCACCCCCUAAUCCUUGAGUUUAUUUGCUUGGUUUCCCUCUUUGACAUUUGGCCAUGAGGUCCUGGCUCCCUUCUCACCUAACCCUUAUUGCUAGGGUCUUUUCCUUAAAAAAACCUCCUGUGCACCUCCACCACCACUUUAUACCCCCCACUCCAUCUAUGAACACAAGAGUUUGUGUGAGAUGUUGCCUAUCGGGGUCAGAGAGUAGGUGAUAACUGUUGGGCUUAUCCUUUUAAACAAAGCUUCAACAUUCCUUUAGGGACCUCCCCAUUGCAUUCAUCUCCCUCCCCUCUGGUGAUCAUGCUAGAUAAGUGAAUCAGAGCAGAAACAAUGACUCCCCAGCCUUCACUGGGAAUCCUCUGAACUGUGGGAAGAGUGGAGGGGAAAGGGACGCUCCAAGAUGAAGAGCAUCCAAAAUGGUAAGAGUCUGUGCUAUAGUGCACUAGCCCUGGAGUCGGGAAAUCUUGAGUUCAAAUCCAGCCUCAAACACUUGGCAGUGUGACCCCGGGCAAAUCACUUCAUCCUGUUUUCCCCAGUUUCCUUAUCUGUUAAAAUGAACUGAAGAAGGAAAUGACAACCCGCUUCAUCACCCUUGCCCAAAAAAUCCCUGAUAGGCUCACAAAGAGUUGGACAUGACUGAAAUAACAAAACAAAACUGAAGGAAUUGGGGGUGUUUAGCCUGGAGAGGGUAAAAAUGAGAAGGACGUCAUAACUCUCUCCAUGUAUUUGAAGGGUUGUCACCUGGAGGGGGUCCAUUACACUCCAUUUGAAUCCCAAAGGCAGGCUAGGGACAAUGAGGGAAGUUAUAAGGAGGGGAAUUUAAGAUUGAGACCAGGAAAAAUUUCCUGUUUGAAUUGUUUAAAAAAAAAAAAUGGAACAUCCACCAAGAAGAUUUUAAGCAUGGUUCCAGCUGAGAAUGGGUCCACACCCAUUUGGAGGGACAUGUUACCAGGUUGGCCAUAGCAUCUCCUCACAAAGUCGUGCUUAAUUAGAGUACGGGGGAGGAAGUGUCCCCUCAAGAAUACUUGGAAGUAUGCAGUGGUCUUAGGAAACUAAGACUCCCUAUGAAGGGAAUUAGGAGAUAAGAGACUGCUACAAGAGGGUAAGGUAGAAAGGAGUUCUGGAUAUCUGUUGAAUGCUGCAGUGAGACAUGUUAGCAUCUCAUAGUAGACUCAUAGAGGAUUAGACCUAGGAAGACCUAGAGGUUAUUUGGUCCAACUUGGUCAUCUUGCAGAGGAGAAAACGUGGCCAAAAUAAGGGAGGAAGUCACUUCUCCAUCUACCUAGACAGAUAGGCCCUAUUCUAAAAGGAUAGACAUGCUAUAUCAUUUCAUAUUGACUGUUCCAUUUGUUGGAGUUGGCCAGACAGGCAAGAUAGCUUCAGAACAGCCCGAACCUGAGGAGUCAAGCGAUUUGCUGCUUCAGAAUGUCAGGCAGCUGGGUCUAGGGAGAAGCUUUCGGUUGGUCAUAUGUCCCAACAGAAUCCCUGGAAGAUGGCAGAGUAGCAAUUACCUGUUAGCUGGAGUUGGACUCUUUGAAAAAACAUCUAAGUUCUUCCCUAUGAUAGUGGGUUUAAGGUGGGCAUCCAGGAACUCAAGUUAGUGCUUUUCCUGGGGAAAAAAUCUGUAGUCUGUUCCUCUAGGACUGCUUCCAGAGGGUAUCCCUACCCCCUUCCUAGGUAGCUUCUGUCCAGGACCAAAGUGCGGUUCUCCACCAGCCUUUCCACUCUCGAGUCCCAAUAACCAGAGCAACUCUAGUACGCUCCAGACCCCCCACCGAAGUAUCACCUGAGCUGUGCCAAGGACAAACUGAGUGCUACCCACUUGCCUUUUUGCAGCAACCAGAGACUGGGCUUCCAGAUCUUUUUGCUGGGCAGCUGAGUAUAUGAACACAGCCCCCUACCUCAUUCACCAGGGGUACUUUGGUUUUUCCCCAGCUGAUGCUCUCCCCUUUUGGGAAAUAGGUACUUGGGUUACCAGGUAAUGGUGGUUUGGGAUUGGGCUGGGUGGCUCAGUAGCAGCUUCUUAUUGCUAAGGAGAAUGAUUGGAAAGGGAAGGAGGGGCUUCUGAGUCUCUGUUCUGUCUCAUCCUCCAUUCCCCCUAAAGUAAGGCUUUCUCAAGUCGAGGGCCAGGAGCAGAUGGAGCCACUAGAUGGGUUUUGUCAGAAUUUUCUCUGCAUUAGGGGGUUCUAUGCUUAGUCAAUCCUGCAAGUUCCCAACCCCUGAAGCCAUGGGUAGGAGGGGAGAAAUCUGCCCACUUGACUUCCUUAGUGAAGAGAUGGUGAUGAGAGGCUCAGAAGCUCUUGGAGGCUGGCCCACUUUGCUCUAAACUUUAGCCCUGGGUUCAUUCUGUAAUGGGGACCAGAGUGUGGAACAAUCCCCCACACCAAUGUGUCACCUCUGCUCUUCCAGGAAUGAGGAAAUAUGGGCCGGUGACUCCGUUAUUACCUUCCUCACAAUGUCCAAUUCCACCCUCCUCGUCCUCUCUGGUGCCUACAAUGGCUGCUCCUUGCUUUCUAGAGAGGGGUACUCUCACAUAACAUCGAUCCCCUACCAAGUUGCCCUUUUAAUGAACCAUUAAAUAAUGACACUUGGAAGUGGAGUCACGAAUGGGCAGAAGUCUAACCCCCCAUCCUGUCUUCUCAGAUCUCCACUGAGCACGGCAAACUCACUGAACUGGGCAGCCGUGGGAAUUUCUGCACAAAUGAAGGGGGUAAUUGGUGGUCCCAGGAUCACAAAAACACCAACCACUCUUAGUUCGGGGUCACAGGAAGAUGGGUUUGCACCUCCCACCUUUUUCCUCCCGUCACCAGGGUACCCCUAAAAGUCACCCCAUUCCUCGACUCCCUUCAACAAUUCAUGUCUUAAUUUUUUCUCUCUUCCUUUCCUUUCCUAGUACAGUUACUCCAGCUAGUCUGACAUUGAAACCAGGAGCUUGGAAUGGGGAAAUUGGGUGGGGAAGUACUGAAACUGGUUUACAUCUUCAGUCUAGACUAGAACAAGGCCUGGGGGGAGAUGGGCUGGUGAUUUAUUAGAGUUUUGUCUAAUUUGAAUCCAAAGGAUGGAAAAUACAGAAAUGGCAGUGAGAUUACUAUACUAACUAGGUAAUCACAGCACUUGGAGGAGGGGGGAAAGAUCCUUCAAAGGAGAAAUGUGUUUUAUAUGCCAUUAAUCAUUUGAGAUUUUAAAUAAGGAAAACUCCUUAAUGAGGCUCUUCUACAAUGUCGGCAAAGCCUCCACCAGCUGAGGGCACUUCUGCUGCUGAGGUGAGGACCUGCAGCUGGCUUCCCAUAACAACUGUUAAUAUCUAGAGACAAAUGAAAGUCAUCACUCACCCAACCCAAUACAGUUUCCUUUCAGCUCCCAACUUAAUUUGCAAAUAAUAUUGAUUCCUGGGGCCUGUGGAUUUUUCCUAUUUUGGAUAUCAUCAAUGCUACUUCCCAUGGUAACUAGAGCAUCGAUAACAUUUCUGCCUUAAAUAAAAGUGCCCAACAGAUGAUUCCCUUCUCCUCCAAGGGCUAGAGAAAGUUGGUAGUUGAGAAGUAGCCCGAGCUGCAAUGUUUGUUUCUAAAUAUUUUUGUAUUGUGUACAUUCUGUAUAUUUUUGUUGUAACAGAUAUUAUUUGAGCACAGAAUCCAUUAAAGAUUCUUUUGGGUAAA
Antechinus flavipes (yellow-footed antechinus) is the source of this 5865-nucleotide messenger RNA. RefSeq names its product rhomboid like 3 (gene RHBDL3). Gene Ontology annotation, molecular function: serine-type endopeptidase activity; calcium ion binding. The record is from RefSeq and is a predicted model, not a curated record. Lineage: Eukaryota; Metazoa; Chordata; Mammalia; Dasyuromorphia; Dasyuridae. Gene Ontology annotation, cellular component: membrane. The coding region runs from base 71 to 1291 and encodes 406 amino acids. The transcript is spliced from 9 exons.